Cottoperca gobio is the source of this 3061-nucleotide messenger RNA. RefSeq names its product unc-119 lipid binding chaperone B (gene unc119b). Gene Ontology annotation, cellular component: cilium. Bases 254 to 994 code for a protein of 246 amino acids. NCBI's taxonomy places the organism in Eukaryota, Metazoa, Chordata, Actinopteri, Perciformes, Bovichtidae. The record is from RefSeq and is a predicted model, not a curated record. Gene Ontology annotation, molecular function: lipid binding. The transcript is spliced from 5 exons. Gene Ontology annotation, biological process: cilium assembly; nervous system development; lipoprotein transport.
GUCUUAUUUAACUAAGAGCAAUCGUGUAACACAAUAUAACCCAGUUGAAGACGAAACGGGACGGCCUGGGCAUUAAACCAUUCACACCCCUUCGGUAACUAUGACAAUUUCCAUCGUUCUCAGCCAAUCACAAUCUUAAUAUUUUGUCUCCCAUACACGUUUUACGCCAUCUUGAAAUGACACCCGCAGUUUGUUAAAUCGCUCCCAAAAAAAAAGGCACAACAACUAUUUUCAUGAUCGCUUGUUAUCCGGUAUGAACGGUUCACGAAACAAACCGGCACCGACAGUUAUUAAAAAAGCGACGGCGGACGCAGACACCGGCGCGGAGACGAAGCACCGAAAGACUGGCGGAGGAAUGCUGAAGAAGCUGAAGUCGAGGCGCAGUCAGACGGAGAAGUGGCCUGUGGUCACAGAGGAUGAGCUCCGGGCUCUGGGGAAAGAUAUUACCCCGGACAAUGUGCUGGGUCUCCGGGCAGUCACGGAGGACUAUCUGUGCAAACCUGAAGACAAUAUCUUCAACAUCGACUUCACACGUUUCAAAAUCCGAGAUCUGGAAACGGGAACGGUGCUGUUUGAGAUCGCCAAACCUCCUAACAGCGGUCCUCUGGAGGGUGAAGAGGAGAGUGGAGAUGUAGACACCAGUGCAGGACGGUUUGUGCGAUAUCAGUUUACACCAGCCUUCCUAAAACUGUGCACGGUUGGUGCGACUGUGGAGUUCACGGUGGGCGACCGGCCCAUUAACAGCUUCCGUAUGAUUGAGAGGCAUUACUUCCAGGGACGCCUUCUCAAGAACUUUGACUUUGACUUUGGCUUUUGUAUUCCCAACAGCCGCAACACAUGUGAACACAUUUAUGAGUUUCCGCAGCUUCCAGAAGACCUCAUUCGCCAAAUGGUGGCGCACCCCUACGAGACCAGAUCAGACAGUUUCUACUUUGUGGACAACAAACUCAUCAUGCACAACAAGGCAGACUACGCCUACGACGGUGGGCUGUAAUACCUGAAGGGGGGGGGAAUGUUUGCAAUACUUCAGAGGGGAUCGAUCUCCCUGCAUUACAACCAUCCAAAAGCUUCUUCUUUGGGGGACAGAAGUUUUCUCUCCAUUGUGUUCACGUCCUUCACGACGGACCACGUCUGCCUUCAUACGAAAUCAUGGAUCCAUUCAUCAGAACCUCAUUGAGCUCCGUUUCUGGGAGUCUGAGGAACGUUUGGUCAAAUAUUUUCUUUCCCUCUGUCUUUCAGUUUGUCAUAAAGUCACAUGUAACACUUUUGCCUUAAGUUUCUUGCCGUCUCUGCUGGAAAGGGACACUUUGAGUCACAGACCUCCAGACUGUGUUAGUUAUAACUCCAUUAGCUUUAGUGUAUAGAUGUUUAUUUGUGUUUCCCGCAUGGAGAAGCGAGCAUUAACUAGAUGUUUUACAGUAUCGUUAGUCGUAGAUGAUCAUGUAGCACUAGUUGACAUUGUUUGAGUUUCAUUCUUGCUUAAAUAUCUACUCCGUUGUGAGUCAUUGGGACGGUUUGUGUCAGAUAUUUAAGCUUGGUGUCAGUUUCAUGAGGAAUAAUCUUAAGUAGGACAUUUAUUUUCGCUUCAAGAAUAGCAAGAGCUCUUUUCAUGAUGCCAGGUGUCGCGUUCAGCCCACUGGGAUACAUGAGAAGGACAAGAUAGCAGCAGAAUCGGAGUUCCUGCACUUGCUUUAUAUGCUGUCCAUGUCUUAAACGGUUUGGUCUUCCCACUUCAUCCACUCCAUUGUGUAAGCACACGGUUAUUUACUCCCUUGAGGUCUUUCUGGUUGAUUUGGCACAACAGCACUGUGAAUCCCCGUCUUUAGGAGCCGAGUUUGUCCAGCGAUGUGGUAACCCUAUUAAACUGGUCGCUGAUGUAUCUUCUGCUGCUCUGCGCUCAGGUUCUCAAUCUACCAAUGAUGUACCACCGAAGCACACAGCAUGACAAUACAGAGUGUCGUCGCUUGGUAGUUUAUUUGUAAUGAGGCAGACACACAAGCUGACCUGUUCUACGGACUAUACUGGUGGUUUUGCAUAUUGUAGCACACACAAGUCUAUUAGUUAGACCCGUGCAAUGCAAUGCAAUUUGCACAAUAGACCUGCAAUUAUUUUAAUUUCAUUAUCUUCCUGAUUUAUAAAAUUGUAGAAAUGACUCAAACUGAUUUAAUCGAUUCUCAAAACGGUUGCGAUUUAAUUUAAUAGUUUAUAACUAAUUGAUUAUUCUGUGCAGCUCUACUUCCGAAAGGUUGGGAUGUCUGUCACGUCAUGUCCAGUCUGAUUGUGAUUAGUUCCUUUUCUCUGAUUGUUAUAUUGUACAGACAUAAAUGGAAAUCAGCGGCUGCCUGAAGCGCAGGAAAUGAUUCUAACACCUUGUAAAUGCUUUAAUACGUUCAUGUGAUGCAUUUAGAUCAUGCAAAACCACCGGGACAGUCUGGAAGUUGUUUUCAAUACACAAAUGGUCCUUUUACUGUGCAUUGUGAUAUUGAUUCCAUGUGCCUUUUAUAUCAGGUCAUUCAUUAUGUAAGAACACUUUGUGCAUCAUCCACCUGUAAGGCAAACACUGCAUUAAGAUGAAGAGCAGAUAAUUCCUCUCCGUCUCGCAGUACUGCCUUGUGUGCAACAGGUGUUUUACCGCCUGCGUUGAGUCAUUUCAUUUCCUCUUAUUUGUUAGUUUAAAGGAUUCAUUAUGUAGCCAAUUAAUAACCCCGACGAGUGUGAUAUCAGGCACACACUUGGACAGACGUAGCCUUCGCUCCAUGACCCUGUAUCACCUCAAUCAUGUUGUCAGUUGGACUUAAUGGAUGUAUCUCAGUUGUACUGCUGGUGAGCAGCCCGGGUGUCGCAGGAGCUGUGUAGACUUUGUUGUUUUGCCGUACAGUAUCAGUCGGUGGUAUUCUGUUGUAAAGUCUGUACAAAAAGUCUUCAUGACUGACCCUUAAAAAAUGUAUGGAUCAAUUCCACAACCUGUUGAUGUCCUCCUUUUUAUAUUGUCUCACUUUACAAAUUAUACAUUCAUGUGGUAUCAGAUUUAUUGUUAAUAAAAAUGUCGGACUGCAAAACA